AUGAGUGUCCACAACUCCAAGAAGACAACACCUUGGCGGCUACAAAUGCUUAGUCUGAAUCAAGGGUACUAUCAACAAAGCGGUAAUUAUAACCAAGGUGGUAACUACAAUCAAGGUUGGCAAGACACCCCCAACCAAGGGUGGAGAGAAAAUCCCAACCAAGGAUGUAGAGACAAUUCCAACAAAGGAUGGAGGGAUAACUACAACCAAGGAAGCAGAGACAAUGGUGGAAAUCAAAGGUGGAAUAACAACAACUAUCAACAGAACCGGUAUCAACAAAAUCCUCCAUACCGAGCACCUCACCAAAGACAAGCCCAAGAACCUCAACCCAACCAACCACAAGUCCCUCAAAUUACCUACCCUCCUUCCUCCUCCAACCAAGAUGAAACACUCCGUUCUAUCCAUCAAGGACAAAAAGAGCUUCAAAAUUCACUUACCUCUAGCCUCACCAGUCUUACCUCCACUCUACAAGCUCUUAUAUCACGAAUGGAAUCACCCUCUACCUCUAACAAUCAGCCUUCAAAUUCUAGUGCACUUCCCUCUCAACCUUUAUCCAACCCCAAAGGUGGAAUCAAUGUCAUCACUUUGAGGUCCGGCACUACGUUGCAAGAGAGGAGUCCCGAGGAGCCAAGCUCAAGAGAAGACAUUCAAGUUGAAGACAUUGUUGAGGAAGAUGAUGCUGUGAGAGAAGCCAUUCCCAUUCCUUUUCCACACCUUGCUAGGAGGACUAAGAAGCAAGUGGAGCUAGAACCCAAGAUGGUGGAGAUCUUCAAAAAGGUUAAGGUAACUAUUCCCCUUUUUGAUGCUAUUCGUCAAGUGCCUAAAUAUGCUAAGUUUCUAAAAUAUUUGUGCACGAAUAAAGAUAAGAAACAUGAUUUAGAAACUAUUCCCUUGGGUAGCUCAAUUUCUGCUCUAAUGGGUGCUAUACCGGAGAAAUAUGGUGAUCCCGGUCCCUGCAUGGUUACUUGUACUAUAGGGGGUGUACAAUUUGUUGACUGCAUGUGUGAUUUAGGUGUAUGUGUUAGUAUUAUGCCAUUAUCUGUAUAUGAUGCUUUAAGGCUCCCACCCUUGAAAAGGUCGGCAUCACGUUUUGUUUUGGCAGAUAAGAGCAUAAUUUCAUUGGUUGGAAUUGCGGAAGACGUCUUGGUGAGCAUUAAGAGGUUUACGUUUUCUAUCAACUUCUACAUUCUAGAGAUGCCCCCUAGUGACUCUGGAAGACCUUCAUCCAUCUUGCUUGGAAGGCCAUUUUUGAAGACAUCACGGUUUAAGUUAGAUGCCUUCUCGGGUACCUAUUCUUUUGAGAUAGAUGGCAGAGAAGUGAGCUUCAACCUUGAUAAAGCUAUGAAGCACCCACCGGAAGAUCACUCUAUCUUCCAGUAUGACAUUAUUGAUGAGACUGUGGCUGAAGUUCACCAAGAGGCAAUAGAAGAGAAGAACACAGAGCAAGGUGCAAGUGUGGGGAAGUCCUCUAAGUAUACUGAAGACACCUUGCUACGUCCAGUGGUUCCAGAUGAUCAAGUGCCAAGCCAUGAGCUGAAAAUGGAGUUGAUGCCCCUUCCACCUCACCUCAAGUUUACCUAUCUUGAGGACAAUCAAAAGCUCCCAGUGAUUAUUGCAAAGGAACUUUCUUUCCAACAAGAGGAGCGCUUGCUUAGUGUGCUUAGAAGACACAAGAAAGCUAUUGGGUGGAGUUUGGCGGACAUAGUAGGUAUAAGCCCUCAAGUCUGUGAGCACCAUAUAUUUCUAGAGGAGGGAGCAAGGCCUAUCCAUCAAUCUCAAAGGCGGUUAAACCCCACCAUUUUAGAAGUUGUCAAGAAGGAAGUGACCCGAUGA
Arachis duranensis is the source of this 1833-nucleotide messenger RNA. RefSeq lists its product as uncharacterized. The coding region runs from base 1 to 1833 and encodes 610 amino acids. The transcript is spliced from 2 exons. The record is from RefSeq and is a predicted model, not a curated record. NCBI's taxonomy places the organism in Eukaryota, Viridiplantae, Streptophyta, Magnoliopsida, Fabales, Fabaceae.